ACGGCAGUGAAGGAAUCUCAAAAAAAAAAAAAAAAAACUUUUCCAACACACAUCGCCGUGGUCCUUUUGUUUUACUGUUUAAUCCCCCCUUCGGCUCGUCCACGAAUGCGCAAAUAGCGGCUACGCUGCCUCGCCGUGCGCGUCGGUGAUGAAACGGAUGCUACAGACCGCUCGGAAGAAGGAAACUUGCGAGAGGAAAAAGUUGUGGGAUGAUGCCCGAGCCGACUGCAUCCCUCCCUCCAAAGUUCAGCUAAGGUGGCUAACGAUAGCUAGCAGCGCUCGCUAACUCUGGGGUGAAAGUUACAACACUUGUUUUGACUUCAUCCGCCAUAACGAGUGUUAACAAAGCACCUGGCGAUGAAGAUAGCUCAUGCUUGCGGCGAACAACUGAACGCUUCCAUCAUUGGCGUGAACUUUUGUGUUUGGUUUUUUUUUCUUUAGCCCAGUGGAAGUUAGCUCGACAGACAGCCAGUUAACCCGAGCUGCGUUGACUCUCACUGAGACAUGACAUGACACAUAUAUGACAGCUGGCAGCAAAGGCAGCUGUGCUUUAACAGUUUCUGUUAAAAAAGUGAAGUUUAUACAUGGACCAACUUCAUUAGUGUCGACACCCAUUGGAGGCUACGUGGAGAGAUGAGAGAAAAGGGGAAGUGAUAAACCUUGGCGACCAUAACAUGAGCAAAGUAAUGCCGGAGCUGGAUAUACUUACUCAAAUCAUUAUUCUCACAUUUGACAGUCUGAAUAAGGAGCUCUGUGGACUGGGCCACUUUGACAAGCUGUGCUUUUAAUCCCAAACAACUUCUCUCACCUUUUGUUGUUGUUGUUGUUGUUGUUGUUGUUGCCAUAUCUGUUUGGACACAUCUCUGCCUGUUUUAUCAAGACUUUGUGGUGGUCAUUGUGCUGUUUAGAGCAUUAUCAUUACCAUUGUUCAUCAUCAGCCGCACUCAGAGGGCCCCUGCGUCUUGGAUGAGAGUGCUAUAAUGAAGGUGACUGUGACGUUUGGGCAGACAGGUGUGGUGGUGCCCUGCAAGGAUGGGUGGACUGUCAGGGACCUCAUCCAGCAAGCCACGCAGAGGUACAGAAAACUCCUGGAACAGGAAGGAGAUUUCCUGGUUCGUACUCACCAUGUUGAAUACUGUGACGGGGGGAUUCUGGACCCAGAUGACAUACUCAGUGAUCUGGUAGAAGACAAGGACAAGCUGAUGGCGGUGUAUGAGGAGCAGGAAGCCCAGCAGAGGGGUGUGGCUAACACAAGCCUCGCCCCAAGUCCAGACCUCUACCAGUCUGAGCUCUCUGUCUUCCAGCCAAUCACAGGAGGCGAAAUUGAAGUCAAUUCCUCAGCCCUCAAGUCUAACACCCCCCUGUUGGUGAGAAGCAGCAGUGACUCAGCCCUCGGCCCCCAACCGACAGAGACUGAACCCUCACUCAAUGAGGACACUGCCGUGAUGGCAGCCAGUCCCGCUGUGGAGAGGCCAGCAGGGGUAGAUCGACCCCAAGGCAAACACACCUUCAAUGGCAGUCUGACUAGAACAGUGGAGAUCCUGGGAGAGGACAGUCCUCUGGGAAUCCAUGUGGUUCCUUACUGCUCAUCAUUCAGUGGACGGUCUCUUGGUCUGUACAUUCGUGGAGUUGAGGAGGAGAGUCGCUCAAGAAAAGAGGGCUUGUUCGAAGAGGAUGAGUGCAUCGUCAGGAUCAACAGCACCGACCUCAUGGACAAGACAUUUAGCCAAGCCCAGGAAGUAUUCCGUCAGGCAAUGCGUUCCCCAGUUGUCCGUUUGGAAGUAGUUCCCUCCUCCAGCAGAGAACGCUACGAGAAGAAUCUGAUUGGUCAGCUGUUUGGCAACGGCGCCGGUCCUGACAGCAGCCCCCGCAUCUCCAAGACCAAAGAGCCACCUCCACCUGUCAAAGCCAAACCUGUGUUUAAGCCCUCUGAGAAUCCAACCACGCGAUUGGCGGAGGAGGCUGCCACUAUGGAAGCUGCUGUUAAUACACCCAAGGGGAGGAGUGAGAGCCCCCUCCUUAAGAAAAGUCCUGCCCUCUCCAGCUUGGUGGCCAAUAAGAGAGGAGGGCGAAGACUGAGGAUCGAUCUAAAGAAAGGUUCAGAAGGUCUUGGUUUUACUGUGGUAACCAGAGAUUCUUCAGUCCACGGUCCUGGUCCCAUUCUUGUCAAAAACAUUUUGCCACGUGGAGCCGCUGUCAAAGAUGGACGCCUGCAGUCUGGAGACCGCAUACUUGAGGUCAACGGUGUGGAUAUCACAGGUGUGGGCCAAGAAGAGUUGGUGUGUAUGCUACGCAGCACUCGGCAGGGAGAGAGCGUGUGUCUUGUGGUUCUACGGCAGGAAGACAUGUUCCUGCCCCGAGAGAUGAAGGAUGAGGUGUCCCGUGUGCCGGUCUUUGUUUCUGAGAAUGGGAAGGAACAGCUUAUGUUUGAGGUGCCGCUUAAUGACAGCGGCUCGGCGGGGCUCGGCAUCAGCCUCAAAGGAAACAAGUCCAGGGAGACUGGAGAGGACCUGGGAAUCUUCAUCAAAUCCAUUAUACAUGGAGGGGCUGCAUACAAGGAUGGGCGUCUGCGUGUCAAUGACCAGCUGGUAGCAGUGAACGGAGAGUCCUUGCGGGGAUGCUCCAAUCAUGUCGCCAUGGAGACGCUCCGCCGCUCUAUGUCACAUGAGGGAAACUUAAGAGGGAUGAUCCAACUAGUAGUGCUAAGGGUUCUGAAGGACCAACAUGGGGUGUCACCCAAUCGCUCAUUUGACAGCUCCUCUGGCCUGUCAGGACUGGGGAGCCCAGUGAACGGGCAGACGGGAAACGGCCCCAUUUAUCCUCCCAUGGUGAACAACAAUCUCUAUGCAUUUAAUGUGACCAAUGGUAGUUAUUCUCACAUGGAUGAGGAAGAGGAUGGGGAGCUGUAUGGACAUGAAACAGAGUUCAGUAACUCUACCCAACACUCCUAUCUACAGGAGAAGGAAAAUUCUCACACCUCUAGCCCAGCUCAGCCCCAGGCUCCUACCCAGGGCCAGAACCAGCGGCAGUUCCAGCAUGUUAAAGCCUCCAAAAGCAUGGACCUUGGUACGACUCAGAACCAGCAGCCCACUGUGUCAGAUGAGAGCAACGUCGGAUCCGUUGGAAACACUGCGGCUCCAUCAACUCCUAUAGAACUCGGACCUACCCUCGGCUUGAAGAAAUCCAGUUCGUUGGAGAGUCUCCAGACGGCCAUGUCAGAGGUUAACAGAAAAAACGAAUUCCUCCCAUUCCACCGUCCUCGGCAAAAUAUGGUCAGGGGAAGAGGCUGCAACGAGAGCUUCAGAGCAGCUAUUGAUAAAUCCUAUGAUGGGCCACCUGAAGAUGAUGAUGAUGAUGGUUCGGAGCCGAGUUCAGGCCGGGACACCCCUGCCAGUAAUUCAUCCCGCCAGGGAGUUGGGGAUCGGAUAGAGGAGAAAGGCAAAAAAGACAAGAAAAAGAAAGCGAAAACAAAGAAGAAGGAAAAGAACAAGGGGAAGGGAAAAGAGAAAGAGAAAGAGAAAGAGAAAAAGAAAGCAGAGGAGCCUGAGGAGACGGAGAAGAAGAGCAAGAAAAUAGGCUUUGGCCUACUGAGAUUCGGGAAGAAAAAAGAGGAGAAGAAGGAGGCGAAAGCAGCUCUGCAGCGACAGAAGUCAGACAUUCUGAGUGAUCAUGAGCUCGAGAGGAUGAAAGAUGAGAGGGAAAGAAUUGAAGCCGGGCACCCUGAGCUGCGAGAGCACCGGCCCAGAGACCAGCAAGUAGGCGGCGGCGGGUCGGCAUAUCCAGAUGUCGAGGAUGAUGACGCGGACCCCAACUAUGCCCGAAUACAAUCCUUCAGGGACCGAAAUAUGGGUCCAAUGCCACAGCCACUGUCUCAGUCACCCCCGUACAGCACAAUUCAGCACACCCAUGCCCGCACCCCUUCCCCCCAAGGCCCUUCUGCCUUUCCAGGCCAUGGAAUACAUGGUAACGACCCUGUAGCAAUGCCUGAUGAUGACCCCCUUGAUAGGCUGUAUGCCAAGGUCAACAAACCAAGGGGAGCUGGGACAACAUCUCCUCCUGUCUCUGCUAAUGCCAAUGACAGUGUGGACAGGAUCCAGCAGCUAAGAAGAGAAUACCAGCAGGCAAGGAGAGAAGGCAUGGUGCCGCCUUAUGAAGAACUGGAUCCACGACGCAGAGGACAUGAAAACGAUGUACACAGGAUGCCAGGCAGAGGGACAGAUCAUCGGUUGGCACCACGUUAUGAAGAGGUGGAACGUCAGUAUGCCUCCUUACCAAGACGAGGUCCGUUGGAUCCAGCUGACUACCCCAUGCAGCCCUGGUCAGGUCAUUACCCCGGACCUCCCCAGGCCCCACAGGGCUACCCUCAGUCCCCGUCCUACCCUAACCCCAACUCCCAGACUGGCCCGUCUUACUCCGGCUACCCAUCUGGUCAGCCAUAUGCACGGCCAGGUGACCCUCGGGGCAUUGACCCUGGGUACUUCCCCCACCCAAGCUCCCAGCAGAGAGGCCCCUUGCGCCAGGAUGUGCCCCCGUCUCCCACCCCUCCACUACGUGGACUACGGUACGAUACUAUGACGCGUGGAACUGGGGGUGGAGCUUACAGGCACCUGGUGGACCCCAGUUCAGACCAAUAUGGCUAUACUGGGGAGGGAGGAAGACAGCAACAGCAACACCAAACCAACUCAAGACAGAAGAAUGCCAUGACUGCAGCUGUGUAGACAAAUCAGGUCCAGAGAUGAAAAUGAGCAGAAUGUUAACUGCUUUGUGUUGUGCAGCUCUUCUGCUUUCAGUACUCCAAUGAAAGAGUUGAAACCUCUUAAUGGUGUGAUUUGAAUUACCAUCAUUAUUGAGCAUUGUCUACGCUGUUUGAAGUAUAUGGUAAUACACAGACAAGCAAGGUAAAGGAGGUUAAUUAUAGAGUGGCCUGCGUGAUGCAUAAUGUCUUGUUGUUUGAAGUCAUUUAAAUUGCUUUGAGUCUUCCCGGAGUGUAAAAUUAGCAGGGUUUUUACUUUUCACUAUACUCUGAUUACCGUAAGUCAUCUCUUUUAAGAAUCAGACCAAAGCCACAAAGGUAAUUGGAUCCAUUUAAAUUAAGGUAAUAACGAAAUACAUACAGCUCUACACAUGUUCAUAUUGUACCAGGUGGUUUCACCGCUGCCACUUCAUGAACAAGACAAAAAAUAAAAUACUUUAUGUAACAAGUAAUGACACUUUUUAGUGUUAGUAUUUUUGUGCGAUAAAGACAGUUUAAAGACAGGGAAGCGUCUGAGACUGUAGCUGUUUACAAAAAUAUGAUUGAAAGGUUUGUAUUCAACCUGUAUGAAUAGCAACAAAUUAGUCUGAAGAUAUCAUUCUUUGCUUUGUUAGUUAGUUAGUUUAAUGGCUGCUGAAUCAAAAAAAUCAUCAGAAAUCUACAGGUACAAGACAGUAUAUGCAUCCAUGACAAUAAAUACACGUCAUUUAAAAUAUGGAUGACAGUUACAGGUAUGUUAUUAAAAGAAGUCCUGUUGUUUCAAAUUGCCUAACAGGGAGAACGCCACUAUACCAAUUCUAAUAAUAAUAUAUAUUAUGAAAAUAUAGAUUUUGUACUCAUGCCUAGUCUGAUCUCUCACUACAGUAUUUUUUCUCAGUGAAUUAUGGACACAUUUGAAUAAUUGAAGUGCACUAAGGCACAGUAGAGCACUGUAUGAAUUGUCUUUACGUGUAAAAAUGUGUUUUUAAUAAUGCUAUGAUUGCCUUCGAAAAUAUUUCUCUCAGUAGCGUUUAAAUAAUUUUUUUUGUCCAGGGUAUAACUCAAGUCUGAAAUCACUCUUGACUGUUAGUUUACAGAACUUAUUAAUGACCCUGUUCCUGCUUUAAAAUGACAACAUGUCAAAUUAGAUUGUAGAAGUACUGAAUCUCAAAUCUAUAUUCAUUUAUAUUAAUUUCAGGACAUGUUACUAUUAUUGGACUGUUUCUCUUUAUUUAAAACGACCUCCACUUGAAUGUAUGAAAGCUCCUUGGAUAACCUGUACUCAAUCCAUGGAGUCAACCUGUGUUUGUUGAAUCAUUCCAGCGUGAGUUGGCGCUCACUUCUUGGUUUUCUAUCAGCCCAAUUAAGAGAUAAUACAUUGCUUUAAAUAAGGACCUUUUUUUUUUCAAAACUUCCACCAAAAUGCUAAUAUCAACCUACAAACGUUGACAUUCUGGAAUAAGCUUCGUUAAGAACAAGAUGACCAUUUUGUAUAAAUACUGAAACCUCAGUUGAGGUAAUACACACACCAAAGCAAGAUGAUUCCAGCACUUCAUUUUAAACUGUUACAGCUUUUUACAGCUGCCUUCACGUCCACUUGGAGUAACCCCAAGUUUUUAGGCAGUAUGUGUUUUUUUAAACAUCUACUCUUUCAUGUAAUAUGUCAAACCACUACAAUGGCCUAUCUUGUACUAGUACUCGUACUAAUUGUGUUGUUGUUUUGAGUUGUUUAAGCCUCGCAGAUAUUCAGACUGCUGGGUAAAGCAGGCAGAAAAGGCAUUUCAGGUCUUUAACUGACUAGUUGCAGAGCUCACUUUCACUCUGUAUUACUUAGCAGCCUCUUUUUCUCUGUGCUGUCUGUGUAUGCCAUGUACUGUAGUUCGGAUGUGAUGGAUGUUCAUGGCACAUCUCUGUGACCUGAUGGUGUGGGCGUCACUGUGUGGUGAAGUGCACACAAGUCCUGUUGAAACAUGAAUUGAGCUUCAGAGUGCUCUUCUCAGUGCUGCACCACAGUGUAUAUCCAUUUAGCCACUCACUAAACCGUCAAUUAAGUGUAACUAAGAAUUAGGGUCUAGCUUAACAAUUCUGCGUUUCACUCCACAAAGCUCUGCAGUAUUAAUUUCAGCGGAGAUUAAAUGUAAAAAAAUGACAUUUCAGGAUUAGGUGAAUUGCAUUUCUGUUAGGGGAUGAAAUGACACUAAAGUGAGUGUUGAGAGUAAUUUAACUAAAACCCAUGGAAAAAAAUGUAAAGUAGAUUUUGUCUGUUAUUUGUUUGUUUAACAAAUCUGAAUAUUGAUUGAAAAGAGGGAAGUAGGCGGGCAGGCAGAAGGGUGUGUUAAAAGAAUUCAAAAGGACGAAAGAAGAGAGGGGUAGGUAGACAAUCAAGGAAGGAGUAAUGAAGAAAAGGGACGAAGAGAGGGAAGAUGUGUAUUGAUAAAGAGGGAUUAAAUAAAUAAUAGACUGAAAGUACGGAUGGAUGGAGGUGGAAGAAGUGCUAAGAACAGAUGCAGUGCAAUGACCCCAAUGCCUUUGUGGUUCGAUGGUUCGAUUCAGAGAGUCUUUUCAAAGAACAACAGAGCAGAGAAAAGAAUGAAAGUUCAUAAAAAAUCUGGGCGGCAGUUGAUCUGCAGUAGGAGGAGGGUCACAGGAGUGGGCUUGUAUUGACUGAAUGUAAUGACUUUGGGAAUAUUACAAAUAUUUGUCUUUUUCAUGCUAUUAUCACUUUUCAGCACCAGUAUGGAAAUCAAACUUCCAAACAAAACUGUCAAAGUAUUACUGAAAGAACACCAAUGAAGCACAUUUUUAGAAGACUGUUAACUCAUCUGUCAAGUAUAAAGAAUCAACACCAAAUUGAUUCACGUCCCUAUAGAUCAUUUUCUCAGUGAUAACGCUGUAGUCAGCUGACACUUAAGCCUCCACAGUGGUGAGUGUGUAGGUCAAAUAAUAAAUGGUAAAUUGGGAUUGGAGGGGAAAACAGUAAAACUUAUAUGCAAUAUUAUAAAUCCCAGCUAGGGCUGUCCUGGAUACCAUAUUUGGGGUUCAAAGCAAAUAUUUGAAGCUCUAUGAGCAGUCAGGGGAUGAGUCCUUCUCCUGCACUCACUACCCACUACCCUUUGCCUAAACCAAAUGGAGUAUUUCAGGUGCAAGAGGGCAGCUCCAGAGUUCAUUCAGUAUGAGAAAAAUAUGCACUCUGAGGGGGUUGAUGAGGCAAGGACCCAAAGCAAGCACAUCACUACAGUUGCCAACCACAGAUAACAGUUUGCAUUUUGCC
This is a messenger RNA of Morone saxatilis (striped sea-bass), 8003 nucleotides long. It is a transcript of the gene pard3bb, whose product is annotated as par-3 family cell polarity regulator beta b. The transcript has 26 exons. Gene Ontology annotation, cellular component: adherens junction; cell cortex; apical plasma membrane. Gene Ontology annotation, biological process: intracellular protein localization; establishment of centrosome localization; microtubule cytoskeleton organization. The coding region runs from base 981 to 4718 and encodes 1245 amino acids. Lineage: Eukaryota; Metazoa; Chordata; Actinopteri; Moronidae. The record is from RefSeq and is a predicted model, not a curated record. Gene Ontology annotation, molecular function: protein binding; phosphatidylinositol binding.